Messenger RNA from Arabidopsis lyrata subsp. lyrata, 1879 nucleotides. RefSeq names its product PI-PLC X-box domain-containing protein DDB_G0293730. Gene Ontology annotation, biological process: lipid metabolic process. The transcript has a single exon. The record is from RefSeq and is a predicted model, not a curated record. Lineage: Eukaryota; Viridiplantae; Streptophyta; Magnoliopsida; Brassicales; Brassicaceae. Gene Ontology annotation, molecular function: phosphoric diester hydrolase activity. Bases 120 to 1076 code for a protein of 318 amino acids.
UAAAUGUUCAUUUAUAAAGGCGUGGAACGUUUUUAAAAAAAGCAAGAAUAGAAAUCAAUAAAAUAGUGAUCAGGAGAGAGAGAGAGCAAAGGGAAAGGGUUCAUCCUCACCAGUCACCAAUGGGGUCUCACCUUUCCAAACAACUCGAGCGGCGAAAAGCCAUCUCCACGGAAAAGAAAGCCCUCAUCGAUCUCGAGAAAUCUUGCGGCUGCGAGUUUCCUGGCUGUGAUUACAUGCCUUCUGAUCGUAAAAACUGGAUGUCCGGCGUUGGACCUGAAAAGCUUCACAUCAACAAGAUCGUCUGGCCAGGCACGCACGACUCCGCCACCAACAAAAUCGGUAUACGAUUUGUGUCUCGUCCUUUUGCUCAGUGUCAAUCUCUCUCCAUCUAUAACCAGCUCGUGGCUGGUACUCGAGUCCUUGACAUUCGUGUCCAAGAAGAUCGCCGUGUCUGCCACGGUAUCCUCAAGACUUACAGCGUCGACGUUGUAUUAGCCGAUCUCAAACGGUUUCUGUCCGAAACAGAGUCCGAGAUUGUCAUUCUUGAGAUCAGAACAGAGUUUGGACACGAAGAUCCACCGGAGUUCGAUAAGUAUCUUGUGGAACAGCUUGGAGAGCAUCUGAUUCACCAGGACGAUCACGUGUUCACCAAGACAGUCGCUGAGCUGCUUACCAAGAGAGUGAUCUGCGUUUGGAAACCGAGGAAAUCGCCUCAGCCUAAGCAUGGCGAUCCGCUGUGGAGUGCCGGUUACCUGAAAGACAAUUGGAUCGAUACGGAUCUUCCAUCGACCAAAUUCGAGAGCAACAUCAAGCAUUUGAGCCAGCAGCAACCGGCUACUUACAGGAAAUUCUUCUACCGGGUGGAGAACACUGUGACGCCGCAGCCUGAUAACCCGAUAAUGUGUGUAAAACCGGUGACUAAGAGGAUCCAUUGCUACGCCAAGGUGUUCAUCAUCGAGUGUGUAAAGAGAGGAUGUGCUGACAAGCUGCAGAUAUUCUCAACGGAUUUCAUAGAUAAAGAAUUUGUUGAUGCUUGCGUUGGGCUCACAUUUGCGAAAGCUGAAGGCAAGGCCUGAGGAAUGAGCGUGUGUAGAGACAGACUUUGUAUAUUUUAAAGGAAAAGAAUCAGAACAUGGCUGCUGUGUUGUUAGGAAUCCUUGUGUAUGAAAACACGUCAGUGUGUGUGUUUGAUUUAAGAGUGUAUCUUCAUAUACAUUACUAAAUAUUUGAUUCAAUUGUCAAAGAUCCAAAAUCAAGGUAAAGAAUUCUGCAGAGCAAAUAGUAGUAUUUCUCUUCAUAUAUAUAGGUAGUGUAUAAACUCAAAAUGUUGGUAAUGAAAAGAAUGAUCAUAUUCAGAGAUGAAGUAAGAAAACCACCCAAAAAUGAGAAGACAUAUAUUAAGGAAGAGAUUUCAACUAUAGUUAUACUUUUUCAGAUGAUGCAGCAGUCCAUAGACUGGCAAAACAGAAGGAAGAAGCACGCAGAUUCAUGAUAGAAAACAAACUAGUCUAUAUAUAGUUUACAAAGUGAAAGAGAGCUAACCUGAGAGAGGACUAUAUAUCUCUGCUACAAUAUAAUGGCUCUUUUUGUGACACCAGUGUGAUUUUGGGGGUAUGCCAAUUCUAUCUUGUCUAAAUAGAAUUAAUUAUGCUAGAAUUCUCAUAUCAGUAGCUAAUGACACAAUAUGCAUCUCUCUAAUUCCAUUCUUUGAUCAAUCUAUAAAGCGACAUAUGAAGGAAACUGAGUUAAAGGGAAAAGACACAAGUAAGUGUUGAAGAAUGAAAAUCACUAGUGUGUGGAAACGAUAGGUUACCUCUAAGCAUAGUGCAAAAUCCCAAUUAUUAGAGGUUAGAUCUCAAUCACUUCAAAAAAAAAAAAA